AUGCCCCUGGUCACCUCCAAAUUGCAUCUGGUCAAGUCCGAUGUCUGGCACUCAGCAACAUUCUGGGCAUGCGUCUUCUGGAUUCUAUGGCUGCACCGCUACGUUCGGCUGCUGGUGCACUGCGUCAGCCAUUGGACCUACAAAUCGAAGCCCAUCCCCAGCAAGCCAACGUUCACCAACGAGGACGUGACGGUCAUCAUUCCUACAAUUCAUAAUGCGUUUGAGGAGCUGCGCCCGUCACUCCAGAGCAUCCUGGCCUGCAAGCCUGCCGAGCUGAUCCUCGUUACGACAUAUGACAAGCGCAAGGCACUCGACAAGCUGGCCAAGACGCUCAACUACCCCAAGGUCCGCGUCAUGCACUCGCCCAUUGCCAACAAGCGCCUCCAGGUCUGCGAGGCCCUGCCCACGGUUGAGACUCCCAUCACCAUCAUGGCUGACGACGACGUGACCUGGCCGUCUACGCUGAUGCCCUGGAUCCUGGCUCCCUUUGAGGACCCCAGGAUGGGCGGCGUCGGCACCUGCCAGCGAGUCAAGCGCGUGUGGACUGGUCCGUGGUCCGUCCGCAUCUGGAACUGGCUCGGAGCCGCGUAUAUUGAGCGCCGCAACUUUGAGAUCUCGGCCACGCACAACAUCGACGGCGGCACCUCGUGCAUGUCUGGCCGCACUGGAGCGUACCGAUCCGAAAUCCUCAAGAGCCAUACCUUCCUCGAGGGCUUCAAGACGGAGAAGUGGAGAAAGUGGAUCCUGAAUGCUGACGACGACAACUUUGUCACGCGCUGGUUGGUGAGCCAUCAGUGGAAGACCUGGAUCCAGUACGAGCGCGAGUGCGAGAUUGAGACGACGCUGGAGAACGGCCCCAAGUUCCUCUAUCAGUGCUCCCGCUGGGCGCGCAGCAACUGGCGAAGCAACUGGACCAGCCUGGUCCAGGAGCGGCACGUGUGGAGACAACAGCCCUGGUGCACCUACGCCCUCCACUUCGCUACCUUCACCUCCCUUGCCUUUGUCGUCGACCCGCUUUUGCUUGCCUCGUGCUGGUUGGCGACGAGCGAGUGGGAUCUUCGCUACCGACUCUACGCCUUCUGGGCCCAGUUCAUCUUCAUGUUCGCCUUCACCAAGUUUGUCAAGCUCAUGGGACUUUUGUUGCGAAACCCCAGCGACAUCGUCUUUGUUCCCGUCUCCAUUGUCUUUGGAUAUUUCCACGGGCUCAUCAAGCUCUAUGCCCUCUUUACUCUUAACAUGACGUCAUGGGGCAGUCGAGCCGAUGGUGAUGCAAAUGAUGCGGAGCGGCUCGCGCCGGCGCCAACACCACACAAGGUAUUGACGAUCCCUCCUGGUCCUAGCUCGCUCAUCCGCUACAACAACGUCCGUCACAAGGAACGACCGACGCAGACGCGGACCGAGCAGGACUCGGUGUGGGAGAAGCGUGGCUGCGCCGCCUACGACUCGGGCACUUCGUACCAUUCGAAUAGAAUCAUGUCCGAGAAGCAUGAGGGCUCUGAGAUGCAGAAUCACCACGACCAGCCACACUCGAUGCGAUUCAGCAACGCCUCGGACUAA
Molecule: messenger RNA, 1557 nt
Organism: Trichoderma reesei QM6a
Lineage: Eukaryota; Fungi; Ascomycota; Sordariomycetes; Hypocreales; Hypocreaceae
Product: glycosyltransferase family 2, polysaccharide synthase
Exons: 4
Coding region: 1-1557 (518 amino acids)
Source: RefSeq, a predicted model, not a curated record